AGGUCAUCUUCUUGAUGCCCGAACAGCUGGACGUUGUGCCGGAUUCGCAAGCACACAAGGAGUUGCAAAAGCAGCGGCAACGGAAGGUCGAGCUUCGAGACGAAGAUCUCGCAGCACAGGCUCGCCUCAUGGCGGCCUUUGGGGCGGCGAAGAAGGCCUUGCCCUCCUGCGGCCGAAUGCCCGAUCAGGUGCCUUGGUGGGAGAGCUGCAAAGACCGCGCGAGCGCGCGGGCCAACAGCAGGAGACUGGAGCAGGAGUACCUGGCCCUGGCAUCUGGCUCGGAGGUGGCUUUCUGCGAAAGCCUCAAGCAGGAGCGCAAGGCUGAGGUGGCUCGCGCACGUGCGGAUCGUUCGGUGCGAGCCAUUGAAGAUGCUCCAGUGCUGCCCUUGCCGAUGAUCAUCGAGGAGAUUGAAGCUGCAGAGCACCAGGAACAGGUGCAGCGGAACUUCCGCGCCCUCGCACGCCGAACACCUGCGAGCAGCAGCACCAGCGGAGGGCGGCGGCGCGGUGCCUUCAGCAGUCGUGCCGGAGCCAAAACGGAGGAAGCGCCCAUAGAGCCAGAAGACGAGGACUUGGGCGAGCUGCGAAGUGCAGAGGCCUCAGCGCAGCGGGGGGAUCUCAGGCCACUGCUGCGGCAGCAGAAGUUCGCCUGCGCGCGGAAAGACGCCACCCUCCAGCUGAUGACCGGAGCAGUGCAGGGUGAUCCGGGCCUUCUGGCUUUGGAGGGCCGCAAUGAUGAGCUUCCCCCACGGCUGACCAGGGCGCAAUGUGCGCAAGAGGAGUUCGAACGGCAAAGGGCCAGGUGGCACUUGCCUCCAAGGGGCAAGCACGUGGGCUACAUGCCGCAGGCCCAUGCUCUUGGCGCAGGUCAAGGAAACUUGGGAGCCGUAGAAGAAGGCGCCGCCCCGUCCGAAGGUCCAGAGCCGCGUGCUGCGCGGAGUCGGGCGGCCGCUCCGGCCUCAGCGCAGGAGGAGAUGUCCUUCGGGUUGCCAAGCUUCGAUGAUCAAAAUCAAUUCUUUCCAGGCUUCGCCUCCUUUCGCUGAGACACGGCGGACUGCGCGACCUGUGCGGGGAGAGUCAAGCGAAGGAGUCAUCCC
Durusdinium trenchii is the source of this 1097-nucleotide messenger RNA. Lineage: Eukaryota; Dinophyceae; Suessiales; Symbiodiniaceae. The record is from the annotation of a GenBank genome assembly.